This is a messenger RNA of Lachancea lanzarotensis, 609 nucleotides long. RefSeq names its product LALA0S01e17194g1_1 (gene BET3). The transcript has a single exon. Gene Ontology annotation, biological process: intra-Golgi vesicle-mediated transport; endoplasmic reticulum to Golgi vesicle-mediated transport. The record is from RefSeq and is a predicted model, not a curated record. Lineage: Eukaryota; Fungi; Ascomycota; Saccharomycetes; Saccharomycetales; Saccharomycetaceae. Gene Ontology annotation, cellular component: cytosol; TRAPP complex; cis-Golgi network membrane. The coding region runs from base 1 to 609 and encodes 202 amino acids.
AUGAGUGCUAGCACUAAUAGUGUUCCUAAUUCUUCGACGGGCUCGAAGAAGUCUCUAAAAGCUUUCAGUGACGAUAUAUGGAAGAACAAAACAGCGAAGAUAAAUGCCGAGCUUUUCACACUCACCUACGGAUCUAUAGUUUCCCAAUUGUGCACAGACUAUGAGCGCGAUUUUGUCAAGGUGAAUAACCAGCUUUUUUUGAUGGGCUACAACAUCGGCAUGAGACUAAUCGAAGACUUUCUGGCACGUACAGCCCUUCCCAGAUGCGAAUCGCUCGCUAAGACCAGCGAAGUGGUAAGUAAAUGUGCUUUCAAGAUAUUCUUAAACGUCACCCCUCAGGUGGGGAACUGGUCAAGCAGUCAGGACGCUUUUUCUUUAUUUUUGGAUGAGAAUCCUCUUUCUGAUUUUGUCGAGUUACCAAUGGAUGCAGCCAAAGAACUGUGGUAUUCAAAUAUUCUGUGUGGGGUUCUCAAAGGAGCUCUUGAAAUGGUUCAAAUGGACUGUGAUGUGUUUUUUACUAGUGACGUCCUGAAAGGUGACCAAACUACCGAGCUGCGAGUGAAGCUCAACAGGGUACUUAAAGAUGAGAUUCCAGCAGGUGAAGAUUGA